Messenger RNA from Paramecium pentaurelia, 1085 nucleotides. NCBI's taxonomy places the organism in Eukaryota, Ciliophora, Oligohymenophorea, Peniculida, Parameciidae. The record is from the annotation of a GenBank genome assembly.
AUGCUUUUUGUUGUUAAGAGAGAUCCUGUUUUUAAACGAAAGAAAGCAGUUUCUGAACGCAUAUCACCAGAAUAAAAAAGUAUUUCUUUGUUGUCUAAUGGUUAGAAUUGAUGGAUGACUAUCAAAUUUUUUCUUAUCUCAAGAAUGAAAGAAAUAAUCAUCCAGCUUCAUUUCAUGUAACAUCACUUCAUUAAGUACCUUUUACUCAAAGAUCUUAGAAAUUGAUCACUUAGACAAUCUAAGAGGAAAAUGGGAAAAAAUAGAAAAGUGUUGAUAACAACUAAUAAAUCAAAAAGAAAAAAAAGAGCUAUUUUUAAAUAAAAUUAGAAAGAUAUCAAAAAGAAGUAUAAGAGUAGCAAUCCAAAAGAAAAUAAGAGUUAUUGAUAAAAUCAAAAAAUCUCUUAAAAAAAGAUUUAGAAGACAUAGAGAAAAUGACUAUUAAAGGAGUUAGAGAAUUUGAGGAAAGAUGCAAUUUAUAUAGUAAAUAUUAUUCAGAAGAAUUAUUAACACCAACUGGAGUGUAAUCUUAAUUUAUUAUUGAGAUAGAAGACAAGAGGACUUGAAUCUACCUAUAUAGAAAUAUUCAACAAUUGAAAACUAGAAUAAAUACAAAGUAUUGCUUAAAAAUGACCCAAUUCCUCAACCAAGAUUUACAUCAGAAUAAGUAUUUGAUUAAUACUAUAGUAAUCCUGAUAAAAUCAAGUUGAUUAGUUAAUAAUUGCAUAAAUUAAAUAUCAAAGUAAAUUGAAUAAUUAAUUUUACAAAGUUAAUUAAAAGACCAAAUGAAUAAGAGAAUCAACUUUUUGAUGCCAUAAUAAAUAAUGAUAGUUUUAUAGUAAAUAAAUUACUUAUGGAGAAUAAAAACUUAAUAAAUAUUAGAAAUAGAGUAUUGAUAAAUAUAAAAAUUAAAGAUAUAAGAAACACCUUUGCAUUUGGCAUGUAAAAGAAAUCUUAAAGAGAUUGUUGAAUUAUUACUAAAAUAUUAGGCAGAUGAAUCAUUAAAAGAUUUAUGGGGACAAACUCCUAGAUAACUGGCUUUAAAAUUAAGACAUCUAGAUAUUUUGAAGAUUUUAUCUUAUUAAUGA